Boleophthalmus pectinirostris (great blue-spotted mudskipper) is the source of this 1323-nucleotide messenger RNA. It is a transcript of the gene cunh9orf85, whose product is annotated as chromosome unknown C9orf85 homolog. The transcript has 4 exons. The record is from RefSeq and is a predicted model, not a curated record. Lineage: Eukaryota; Metazoa; Chordata; Actinopteri; Gobiiformes; Gobiidae. Bases 109 to 672 code for a protein of 187 amino acids.
CAUGUUGACGUUUCAAAAUCAGAUGAAGUACUUCCGGGUUGCAGUAUGCACGCAUGAUUCCAAUACAUGUGCCUAUGAUUGUAAGAUCAUAAGCUGGAAUCAUACGCUAUGAGUUCUCAAAAAGGUAAUGUUUCUCGUUCGCGUAGUCAAAAACAUCAAAAUGCAACUGCCUUCAAAAAUGACAAGUAUGGAGCUACAGUCCAAGUGAAGAAAGCGAAAUCAAAGGUUCACGACGGCCUUUGCCAGCACUGUAAAGAUGUUCUUGAAUGGAAGGUCAAAUACAACAAAUACAAAGUUCUAACACAGCCUCGCAAAUGUGUUAAAUGUUCUCAGAAGAAUAUAAAGGAUGCUUAUCACGUCAUCUGCAAACCCUGCUCUCUUCAGCUAGAGAUCUGCUGCAAAUGUGGCAAGAAGGAAGAAAUUGUUAUUCCAGUGAAUUCCAAUCUGGACAAUAAAGAAGAGGAAGAAGAAGAAGGUAACUGUAAAAAGAAAAAGAGCCGACAACAGAAGAGAGAUGAGCUGAACAGUGAGGAAGAAGAUGAUGACUUUGAUUUUGGAGAUGAUGAAUGCAGUGAGGAAGACUUUGAUAGAGACUCAGAUUUAAAGAAAAUGAAGGACAAAACUUGCCUUCCAGAUGUCUCUAAAAUAUAUAUAAAAGACGGAACUGACUGAUAAAUUGAUUAAGAUUUGGUUUGUUUAACCAAUAUUUGUUUGGUGAAACAACUGGGAUACCAUAGUUUAUGUAAUAAUUAUUGUUUGAUAUAUGGAUCCUAGGAGUUAUGAAAUGGAUGGUGCAUCAUUCAUGGGUAGUGUUCAUGCCUCACAGCAAGAAGGUCAUGGCCUGGUCAUGAGUCUCAAGACUUCCUGUGCAGGGUUUUCAUUUUUCACCCUAUGUCUGAGUGGGUUUCCUUUAGGUUUCUCCCCAUCAACCCAAAGACCUAUACAAUAGGUAAAAUCCUAUGUGACCAAUCCUGACCGAACCUAGAUUUACAUCUGGGGGAUGUAUUCCCAGUGCUUCUGACAGGUUACCCCAGCUGCAUCGAACAAUGGGUCCAAUGGAGGGGAUAGUAACAUAUACCUUAUUGCAGUUUUUUUCUUAACAAUAUUUAGUAUCUUGUUUAAUUUAUCAGUCCUCUAGAUGGCACUAUAGUCAACUAGAUGCCCUCAUUCUGUUUGCCUGAUCAUUUAUGGAAUUUUUUUACAUCACAAGUUAUUUUACUUUUAUGACACUGAAAAUAGUAUAUGUAAUGUAUCAGCUAUUAUUAUGUUUGUACACAAUAUUGUUUUGACAUUAAAGGUGCAUUGUGGGGGUUUUUUGGUGGA